UACAAUCUUUCAACAAAAGUAGAACAGAAAAAGAUGAUGAUUUCACUACAACCCUAUAAAACAUGUCUUCAAAGAACAUUUCUCUUCAACCCUUCAAAGCUACGAAAUUCUAGACAAACACAAACUAGUUUGAUAGACCAAAGGAAGGCUUCACGUAGAAGAGAACUCAAAUGCAGUGUUGGACAAGGGGGAGAGAAGAAGCCAGAGAAGCGAACAUUUUUGACACUGGAGGAAGCUGGUUUGGUGGAGAUAUCUGGGUUGAGCACCCAUGAGCGCUUUCUAUGCCGUUUAACGAUAUCGUCCCUGAAUUUACUAAGAGUGAUAUCAGAGCAAGAAGGGUGUCCAAUCGAAGAGCUUAAUGCUGGGAAGGUAUGUGAUUGGUUCCUAAAAGACAAGCUGAAAAGGGAGCAGAACAUUGGCUCUGCGGUUCUUCAAUGGGAUGAUUCAGAGUUACCAUUUUAAUUCUUUAUUUAUUUGUUUUAAGCCAUGAGUUUUCUAGGAUUAUGUUAAUCAAUAAAGGGGUGACACUUUUUUUGGUGUCACAUUCUAAAAUUCUUAUGGUAAAUGCUUCAUAGUCAUUGAAUUACAACUUUUAUAAUUCGAAGGAUCCUUCCUGGUUUAAUUUGAUGUCGUUGGGUGCCAAAUUCCAGUAAUCCUUGUGUGGCAUUACAC
Messenger RNA from Gastrolobium bilobum, 672 nucleotides. RefSeq lists its product as uncharacterized. Bases 34 to 462 code for a protein of 142 amino acids. The transcript has 2 exons. NCBI's taxonomy places the organism in Eukaryota, Viridiplantae, Streptophyta, Magnoliopsida, Fabales, Fabaceae. The record is from RefSeq and is a predicted model, not a curated record.